CACAGUUUAUCAGUUAUCUGAAAUCUUUCGAAUCGUUAUCACUUCUCAUUGGAAUACCGUCAACUGAAGAAUAAAAUAUGGCCAAACUAUUGUGUCUUGUUUUAACUUUGGUCCUUAGCUCAAUAUUCAUUUCAUCUAAAGCAAUGCCGACUCCAGAUGAGGAGCGUUAUUUGGAUAAAGAAUACAAUCGUGAACUUUUGAACUGGCUUAACUUAGUACAAUACCCUCAGCCAUAUGCAGUGCCAUGCAAAUACUACCCGAUCGACAGUUUGACUGGCCCAGUACCAAAAAGAAAUUCAGAAUUGAUAAAUUCACUUCUCAGUCUACCAAAGAGUAUGAACGAAGCGGGAAAGUAAGCUAGAAAUUUCGUAAUGUUAAACUUAUAAUUUUGCGCUUUGUUUGUAAUUUAACCAAAGCUUAUGGUAACAACCCGCAAUGAUUAAGGAUUAAGUAUGUUUUUUUUUUUUUAAUAUAUAUACAUACAUAUGUACAAAUAUUUACCAAAUUUACAAGUGUUACAAAAUACUACAAUGUAUCAAAAAGUAAAUAUAAAAAGGCGUACAUACACAUAUAUGGACGCACGUCCACAUGCUAUAUAAUAAAUAAUUUAGUAAAAUUAAAUCGUUAUACAUAAACGAAUAAAUUAAUAUGGAUUGAGCAUGAAAAUAUGUUAAACAAAUAAAAUAACGACUGAAAGAAAAGAA
This is a messenger RNA of Anastrepha obliqua, 704 nucleotides long. RefSeq names its product protein PDF. Gene Ontology annotation, cellular component: extracellular region. The coding region runs from base 78 to 356 and encodes 92 amino acids. Gene Ontology annotation, biological process: response to light stimulus. The record is from RefSeq and is a predicted model, not a curated record. The transcript is spliced from 2 exons. Gene Ontology annotation, molecular function: hormone activity. NCBI's taxonomy places the organism in Eukaryota, Metazoa, Arthropoda, Insecta, Diptera, Tephritidae.